CAUCUGUAGACACCACCAUGGCAGAAGCGAGGGCAGCGGCUGGUAGAAAGUCCCAUAAGGGGCGCAGUGCGGCGGGGCAGGCUGCCAGCAGGAGGGAGCUGAUCUCCCGGUCUGUACACAGUGCUGAGCAGUGUCUGAGGGAUCACGACUAUGGGACAGCCUAUGCACAUUACUUACUAGUGCUCAGCCUGGCUCCUGAGCUAAAACAAGACUUCAAGGAAACCUUUCAAUAUGCUCUAUUUAAAUGGGCUGAAGAGCUGUAUGCUUUAAAUAGAAAUCAAGAUUUAUUUAACUGUUACGAGCAAGCAUUUGAGCUUUAUCCAAACGAUGACGUUAUCUGUAACAGCAUGGGUGAGCAACUCUUCAGGCUAGGUUUUCGAGAUGAAGCAGCUGGUUAUUUCUACAAAGCCUUGAAGCUUAAUCCAGACAGUGCUGAGGCCAAAGAAAAUUUCUAUCGCGUAGCAAACUGGUUGGUGGAACGUUGGCAUUUCAUUAUGCUAAAUGACAAGAAGAGGAACCUGAUGUAUCAGAGAGCUAUUGAGAAGGCUGUACAGGCUGGCUGCAGAACUGUGCUGGAUAUUGGCACUGGUACCGGAAUCCUAAGCAUGUUUGCAAAAAGAGUGGGUGCCUCUCAUGUUUACGCCUGCGAGCUGUCCAGAACAAUGUAUGACCUGGCCUGUGAGGUGGUGGCAGCCAAUGAAAUGCAAGGAGGGAUCAAGCUCCUGCACAUGAAGUCUCAUGAUAUACAAGUCCCUGAACACAUUCCUGAAAAGAUUUCACUUGUUGUCACAGAAACUGUUGAUGCUGGUUUGUUUGGGGAAGGAAUUCUGGAGUCUCUAAUUCAUGCCUGGAAAAACUUACUUUUAGAACCAAAGAACAAAGACUUUCACAGUGAGAGAUAUGGGCAAGUCAUUCCAGCGGGGGCUGUUGUAUUAGGAAUGGCUCUGGAAUGCCCAGAGAUUCGAAAACAUCACAGAGUGUUUGUGAAGGAAGUUGCUGGAGUGAAACUUGGAGUGCAAUUUUCUAGUCCUGUACACAGCGGUCCUAAAAACGAUGAUGUAGCAGAACCAUAUUCUACCGAAAAAAUGAGCAGAGUGCCUGGAGGAUACAAAGCACUGAGUCAACCCUUCCAGGCACUAACCGUGGACUUCAACAGCCUGCAGGAUUUGGAAAGCAUUGCUUCUGGAAAGACCUGCCGGAUCUCAGUUCAGAUCCAUGAACAAGGGCAGCUUGAUUGUUUUAUAACCUGGUUUGUCUUGCAUUUGGAUGAAGAACACAGUCUGUCAACUGAACCCAGUGAGGAAACUUGCUGGGAACAAGCAGUCUUCCCUAUCCAGAACCUCCCUGCUGAUGGAUACCUUGUGAAGCCUGGGGAUAUAGUUGUAGUUGAUGUUUCCUGCCCUGACUGCUAUUUAAGAUUAGACCUAGUCUCUGUUUCUAGAGGUGGCAAAUUGGAUCAUACUACUUCUUGUAGUAACAUGGUGUCUGGAAAUGAGUUGUGCGAUGCCUUGGCCAGUCUUCACACUAGCCACCAGCAAGACAUUGUGCAGGGGCCAUGCAUCCUGGAUCCUAAUGAGAUUGCCAUGCUAAACAACACUGCAUACCACGAAAGCUUUAAGGUGGCUAUCAAUAAGGUUAUAUCUUCCCUGGCACCAGGAGACAAUUGGGCCAGCAAUGGUGUAUUAUCCUCUGAAGAACAUUACUCAGAUGCUCUCUAUGUCCUGGAUGUAUCUGAAGGGUUUUCCAUUUUACCCUUAAUUGCCGCGCAACUAGGAAAAGUAAAAUCUUACAGCUCAGUGGAAGAGGAACAGCAUUGUGCUACACUGCAGAAACUGACAGAGAGAAAUGGAAUGUCUAAAGAAAGUCUGGAGUUCUGGCUAAACCAGCUGGAUACAGAUGAUGAUGUCCUAAAGAGGCCAAAGUCUGACAAGUUAUGGAGCAUCAUUAUUCUAGAUUUGGUUGAACCUUGUGGCCUGAUCAGACAAGAGGUGAUGGAAAAAGCUGCAAUAGCUAGGUGCUUACUUCAGUCCGGAGGAAAGAUAUUCCCCCAUGCUGUGGCAAUAUAUGGUAUGUUAAUAGAAUCUCCCACCUUACUACAGGAGUGUGCUGUCCAAGGCACAGAGCCUACACUCGGAUUGCAUAUAGCACCAUUCAUUAAUCAUUUCAAGGUUCCAGUCCAAGUGUUCCUGAAUCUCUCUACACUGCCUUGUGUGUCUCUAAGUGAUCCACUAGAACUGCUCAGGCUGGAUCUUAUGGACCCAUGUUUAAACAGCUUCAGCUUUGCUCAUGAUCUAAAGGUCCAAAUCUGUAAAUCAGGACAAGUGACAGCCAUUCCCUUUUGGUAUCAUAUCCACCUUGAUGAAGACAUUACCUUGGACACCUCCCAGGAGACAUCACAUUGGAAACAAGCUGCAUUUGUCCUGGAUAGCCCCUUCCAUGUGGUACAAGGGGAAGAGAUCCUGCUUGGAGUACAUUUGCAGAACAGUAACAUCAGCAUGACUUUAAAACGGCCUCAGCAGUAACAAUUUAU
Messenger RNA from Nanorana parkeri, 2530 nucleotides. It is a transcript of the gene PRMT9, whose product is annotated as protein arginine methyltransferase 9. Gene Ontology annotation, biological process: peptidyl-arginine methylation. The record is from RefSeq and is a predicted model, not a curated record. The transcript is spliced from 12 exons. The coding region runs from base 18 to 2522 and encodes 834 amino acids. NCBI's taxonomy places the organism in Eukaryota, Metazoa, Chordata, Amphibia, Anura, Dicroglossidae. Gene Ontology annotation, molecular function: protein binding; protein-arginine omega-N monomethyltransferase activity.